AAAAAAUCCUUGUUCGAGUCCGAGUUUGUUGAUGAAGACUUGAUGAAGACCAACUGAAGCUUAGUAGCUUAGUUCCUUCUUGUGUAACUGUGUCGAGAACCUUUGUUUUCAACUUAUAAUACUUGUUCCGUGGUAGAGACCGUACACUCACACAAGAGUGUAAUCCAGUAGAGCAGAAAACUCAUAGAUUUGAUCUAAAAUGGAAGUCAACUUGUUUCGAUGGAGCUUUCUUUCCCUGACGUUACUGUUUGGGGCUUGUCUUGGAACUGUGUGGCAUCAGCCACAACAAACACACAUAGCCGCUGGAGACACCCCAGACAAGAUCAUCAUUGUGUGGAGCACAUUCAACAAAACCGGAGACACCACGGUGCUCUAUGGCAAAAAUGGUAAACCCACACAGAAGGCCACGGGUAGUGUCACCACCUUCACGGACCAGGGCCCAGAGAAACGGAUUCAGUACAUCCACCGGGUGAUCCUGACAGGACUUGAGCCAAAGACUGACUACACUUAUAUGGUGGGAAGUGAAGCCUAUGGCUUUUCCGACAUCUUCGUGUUCCGCACUUGGCCAGCCGGAGAGAACUGGUCCCCUUCCUUGGCUAUUUUUGGAGACCUGGGCAACGAGAAUGCUCAGUCAUUGCCAAGACUGGAGGUAGAUGCUGCAGCGGGGAUGUACGACGCCAUCCUUCAUGUUGGUGACUUUGCGUAUGAUCUUGAUGUGGACAAUGCUCGUGUGGGAGAUGAGUUCAUGCGACAGAUUGAGCCCCUGGCCUCGAGACUGCCCUACAUGACCUGCCCUGGGAAUCAUGAGAAUGCCCACAACUUCUCCAACUAUAGAAAUCGUUUCUGGAUGCCCGGGGAUGAGAACAAGCGUACUUACUUCAGCUUCAACAUGGGCCCAGUUCACUUCAUCUCCCUGUCCACGGAGCUCCUGUUCUACGUUCAGUACGGCCUGGUCCCCAUCGUGGAGCAGUACAAGUGGCUAGAGAGAGACCUGGCGGAGGCUAACAAACCAGAGAACCGUCAGAAACGUCCAUGGAUCAUCGUGUUUGGUCACCGUCCAAUGUACUGCUCCAACGACGACAACGAUGACUGCACUCACCAUGAGAGUUUGGUUCGUGUUGGAAUCCCGUUCCUGCAUAUUCUGGGUAUGGAGAAGUUGCUCCACGAGUACGGCGUGGACAUUGCCCUGUGGGCUCACGAGCACUCCUACGAGAGACUCUGGCCCGUCUACAACAGAAAGGUGUACAAUGGAAGCUACUCCAAGCCCUAUACCAACCCAGGAGCCCCAGUACACAUCACCACAGGAUCUGCAGGAUGCAAAGAGAAGCAUGACAACUUUGACAAAAAGGUGGACGACUGGUCUGCAUUUAGAAGUGAUGACUACGGUUACACUCGCAUGAAGGUGUAUAACAGCACACAUGUCUACAUGGAGCAGGUGUCGGAUGAUAAGCACGGUGCCAUCAUUGACAAGUUGAUGGUGGUCAAAGAGAAGCAUGGGCCGUACCCUCAUGACCCCCGGCCCGUUGUCCCUGUGGCAGACCCGAUGAAGAAACUCUGGAAACACUUCAAAGAUUUUGUGGAUGUGGAGAACUUACCGUAGAGUAGAGAGCCACUUGUCUGUCUUUUGUGUACAUGUCACAUUGUUUAAAAAUAUUUUCUUUGAUGUCUCACUGAUUUUUCUGUUUUUCUUAAAGUCCGUCAUUUGAAGCUUUUGUGUCUGCACAUGUAGUUAAUGCUUUGAAUCAAGUGCUGAAAGCUCUCUCAUUCAAGAGCAAAAGUUUGGCAAAACCAGGGGAUUUAACUGUAAUAUAUAGAGUGUCCUUAGGCUGUGAAUAUUUUUUUUUCAAGUGACAACUCUUAUAAGUACAUUUUAAUUUUAAUCAAUGUAGCAUUGGGAAAGGAGUGUUUUGUAAUCAACCUGUAGCGGGUUUUUCUUGCAUCCGCUUUAUGUUUUCUAAUUAAAGAAUUAAAGCUAAAAAGGUUUUCCACUUUUCAACGAUAAGGUGGCAAGACAAGUCUUUUUUACGGUACAAUUUAUUAGUAUGAUUUUUAUCAAAUGAUUUAUUAUUGAACAAUUUAUCAGUAUGAAAUGAUGAAAGACAUGUUAAACUUGAAGAUAAUAGCAUCAUUACAAAAUCUACAAAUUUGAUCUGUGUGUCAAUUUUCAGCCAGUAUCUCCAUUUGUGGACUGCGACAAGUUACUGAUGUUGUCAGGACGCCUCACAUAUAUGUGAUUGUGAUUCUUAAUAACCUCUGUCUCGUCACCACAAAUGAGAGUUGUUUAUAAUGUAUUUUGUCCACAUUUUGUAUUGAAUGAAGACGGCUCUCUUGUGACUGAUAGGCCACUGCCAGCCAGAGAAUACUGGUUGCGAGGAGUGCAAAGAAAUGAUGGAUCAAGAUGCCCCCUGUUUUGUUACCUCAUGUCACCUCAAGUGUUGCGGGAAUACCUCCGUACCUCCGCUGCUAUGUCUUUCUCUUUUGUGUAGAGACUUGUCUCGACUUUCUUCCUCCUUUGGCAGCAAUGUUUGAAGACGACGUUAAAGUAAUGUUUUCGUUUCUGCAUAACUUGAAAUGUGAAAGGUUCCGUUAUCGCAAGACUUUGAAUGUUGAAACCACUGUUGCUAUAUUAUAUCAAAUUUUUAACUAGAUAUCUAUUAUAUCAGUCUUUAAUGUGAAAGUUUUAUUGUUGGAGGAAUUAUUUACCCGGCAUUUAUGAUGUGCAAUCUUUCUGUCACUGUUGUCUUUUCAUCUUGAAAUCCUUUGUGCUAUUAUAAAACUUACAUUGAAAAAUUUUCUAUUUCUACUGUGCAGGGUGACAAGUGUUCUAAGUAUAAACUUGUGUCUUGGAAUUUUUCAUUACGUUAUACUGUAUGGCGAAAAAUUUUGUGAGUUCAAAGCAUGGUAAGAUUUUUAUUUAUGAUGUGUACAAAUUUAGUGAACAAGUUACAUUGUGAAAGUAGUAGUGUUACUUUACUACUGUUACUUCUUUGAAAGACUGCUCAGUGCUUGGGCUGUAAACAGUUGCUGUAUGUCUUUUGCCUAACAAUCAAAAAUGGUCAGACUAUAGAGGUGCAAGACAAAUAGAUCACUCAAAAACCGUCUGAAUUGUAAUAUUUUGUCUCAAGUUGCCAGAAGUGCCUUCCAGUUGUCAAAUGUACUGAGCCUUUCCAUGCCAAGACUUAUUUUCUCUUCUUUUCUUUCUUGUGAAAAUAUUUUUAGAAGGGAGCGUUGUCUGUAUCUCUGGAAUGUUCUCAAGUUUCAGACGUUUUAGUUUCUUAUCCUUUUAUACAAAACUGGUUGUGUCCACUUUCUGUUUGAGUGACUUUGUUACAUUUCACGUUCAUUCCAGUAGGUUCUAAAAAUCUUGUUUCGUUAUUUUGGUGGUGCUGAAGUAAAUAUUUUGUUCCAACAAAUGUUUUAGAAAUGGGGGGAUAAUUGUGACAGGGGUUCGUUGGUGGGCGCUUAAGACACUUAAGUAAAUCAGUUCGUUCUUCAACUUCGUUUCAGUACUGCUCAUUUGUAUUCCGUUUUUUCACCCUACCAGUGUCUAUUGUGUAAUGGUUAGAUUCUUUGCUGUUGUAUGCAGAAAAUGUGAUUUAAAUUCACAUGGGGGGGGGGGGGGGGGAGAUUAUGUCAAGUGACUCCGUCUGCUUGAAUGUUGAACCCCACUUAGUGUAAGAGUUUAAGCAGCCCGUCUUUUAUUUAUUGAUCUAAAUUUUGUCUAUAGGCUUUUAAAACAUUCACAAUGAAUGACACAAACAGGUCAAUGGAAUUUCAAGUUGUCUUUUUUCUUGUAAAACAAUUUUGAUGGACUCAGUAUUAUCAAGGGAUAGCAGUUAUCGUAACUCAGGAUUUGGGUGAAAAUGGCUUUUUACGUAUUUAAUUUGACACUAGGAAAGGGCUCAUGCCCCGUAAAAACCUCAGAGAUGCGAUUUUUUGGUGAAAAUACUCAAUUAAAAUCAUCCUAGGUAUUGUUGAUGGAUGUUGUGGGGAAAAAUCUCUUUUUUGCUCAUCCUGUAAAAUUUGAAAAACCCGAGUUACAUUAAUUAAUAGUUGUACUGGUAUCUCGUGAUAUGAACGAGAGUGAGACAGAUGACGUAACGUGUUUAGUGAAAAGAUGCCACAUCCCACCGGAGAGGACAUGUGUGUCAACCCUGCUAGCAAAUUGUUUUAGUGUCUUGGGUGUGAAAUAUGGCCAUUACUACACUGAAGCGUUGUGAACUUCCAGUCAGCAAAUAUAAUCAAGGUUCCCACUGGGGGGUUUUUUAAGAUAGCUUUUAGUGCAAGUUUCAUGACUACUAUACUUUGGACGCACAAGAACAGUAUUUGUCUGUACAAACAAUGUGAUUUCUAUGCUUUUGUACAUUCCCAUAAAAAAUAAAGAAUGACAUCAUCAGGUACACU
Molecule: messenger RNA, 4404 nt
Organism: Aplysia californica (California sea hare)
Lineage: Eukaryota; Metazoa; Mollusca; Gastropoda; Aplysiida; Aplysiidae
Product: acid phosphatase type 7
Exons: 12
Coding region: 200-1600 (466 amino acids)
Molecular function (GO): metal ion binding; acid phosphatase activity
Source: RefSeq, a predicted model, not a curated record